UGCAGAAAGUCACUUCUUUGAAAGAUGCUGGGAAAUUUGCUGUUGUUUUCCCCGUUUUUCAUUGUCUUGAACUGUGGCGUUAGUGGUGGAGCUCAGUUGUCACCGGUAGCCUUUACCGCUCUGUUGGAUGGAAACAACCAAUAUGAACAGGACGAUACGGUCAUCUACAACGUGAUUAGAACAAACGCGGGAGGCAAUUAUAACGAAACCACAGGGAUCUUCACGGCACCGGAUGCAGGUGUUUAUUUUUUCACCUGGAGUACCCUGACAUCGCCAUAUAAACGGCUGAAUACAGCGAUUGUGAAAAACAGUUCAUCAGGUUACAUUGCAUACAGCUCGUGUGCUGCGUUUCCAGACACGUACACGACGUGCAGCCAGUCAACAACUGUCGAACUGGUGCCUGGAGACAGGAUAUGGAUAGUGGUGUACAAAAUGGCGGUGCAAGAUCUUCAUGGAGGUCAAUGGCCGACAUUUUCUGGAUUUAAAUUAUAAUUUUUUAAAUAAAAAAAAUUCUCCAAA
This is a messenger RNA of Saccostrea cuccullata (small rock oyster), 519 nucleotides long. Its product is annotated as complement C1q tumor necrosis factor-related protein 6-like. The coding region runs from base 25 to 492 and encodes 155 amino acids. Gene Ontology annotation, molecular function: protein binding. The record is from RefSeq and is a predicted model, not a curated record. The transcript is spliced from 3 exons. Lineage: Eukaryota; Metazoa; Mollusca; Bivalvia; Ostreida; Ostreidae.